Molecule: messenger RNA, 1310 nt
Organism: Vigna radiata var. radiata (mung bean)
Lineage: Eukaryota; Viridiplantae; Streptophyta; Magnoliopsida; Fabales; Fabaceae
Product: cytochrome c-type biogenesis protein CcmE
Exons: 2
Coding region: 158-892 (244 amino acids)
Biological process (GO): protein-heme linkage; cytochrome complex assembly
Cellular component (GO): plasma membrane
Molecular function (GO): heme binding
Source: RefSeq, a predicted model, not a curated record
AUUUUUUCAUUUCAUGGGUACAUUCAAUAGCACGAGAAACUUCUCCGUUACGUCGGGUUGUUGAGUUUCAGCUUCAGCCAUGGCGGCGGCUUAGUCUAAUUCAGAAUCCUAAACCCAACAAUCAUUCAUUACUCCCAUUCACUUUACCAAGGCAAAAAUGGCUUCGUCACUCGCACUCCGAUUCAGAUCCCAUCUUCUUCGCACCGCCUCACUCCUCCCCUCUUCCCUCCGCCGCCCUCCAUUCCAACCCUCGUCGCCACUCCUCUCCGCCCAACGCCUCCUCUCCACGGCGCGCCGCUCGGCGCCACGCUCGCGGAAGUCGGUCGACAUCGGCGCGCGCGCCCGGCAGCUCCAGACGCGGCGCCUCUGGGCCUACGCCCUGACUUUUAGCGGCCUCGCAGGGUUCGUGGUGAUCGUGCUCAACAACUUUCAAGACCAGUUGGUGUUCUACAUCACUCCCACAGAUGCGCUUGAAAAGUACGCGACCAAUCCCUCCAAGGCGCGGUUCCGGUUGGGAGGCUUGGUUCUCGAAGGCAGCGUGGUUUACCCGAAGUCGAAGCCGGAGGUGGAGUUCGUCAUCACCGAUCUGAUCACUGACAUCGUGGUCCGGUACGAGGGUUCCUUGCCGGACUUGUUCAGGGAAGGGCAUUCCGUGGUGGCGGAAGGGAUCGUGAAACCGUUCACGGAGGAGAUCAAGAAGGAGGUGUCGACAAAUAACGUGUCCGAGAAGGCGAGGAGAUUAGAGUGUUAUUUUUCUGCCGUGGAGGUUCUCGCUAAGCACGAUGAGAAGUAUAUGCCGAAAGAAGUUGCCGCUGCUAUUGAGAAGAAUAAGAAGAUUAUUGAAGAAGCUGCCGCUGUCAGCGUAGCGGCGGAGGUACCCAAGACCACCUAGAUGGAUAUUCACGGGUCGCUGUUAAACCCUUAUAUUCACCGCUACUUAGGCCUACAUCAGUGAUCACUUCAUUUCACUCUGCUUUUUCUUUCGCAAAAUGUGAUAGGAGCAGUCUUUCUAUUCUCCCCUGCCUCCACUUAUAAAAAGUCGGAUGACGGUAAAGAAAAAAUAAACGAAAACGAAGCUUUACCUAUUCCAGUCUUCAUUUUUUUUGACUUGUGAUACGUGUAGAAUUAAAGUUUCCAGCUGUCGUGGUAAGUGCUAAGUGCCUGAAGAUGGAUGCUUUGGGUGACAAUUUUCAUUUCAUUAAAUUUAACUUAAAUCUUGUGUGUAUAAUGGGCAUUGUUGAUCGGUUGGGGCGGCCUAGUUUGUACCACAUUCAGCUUGCUCAUUUGCAAACCUGCAUAACUUUUUGGAA